Messenger RNA from Clonostachys rhizophaga, 1191 nucleotides. The record is from the annotation of a GenBank genome assembly. NCBI's taxonomy places the organism in Eukaryota, Fungi, Ascomycota, Sordariomycetes, Hypocreales, Bionectriaceae.
AUGCAUCUAUCACUCUUUCUUGUAGUUCUCCCAUUAGCGAUGGCAGUGCCAGCCAGGCGGGAACCAGCGCCACUCCUUCGACCUCGCACCGACGAAAAAAACCUGCUGGCGGGAAAAUAUAUUGUCAAAUUCAAGGAUGGUAAAGGCGGGGAUAAGAUGUCCGUAUCAACGCUCAAUAAUAAAAUCAGCACCUUGAACGUGACCCCAGAUCACGUCUACAAGGCCACCUUUCAAGGGUUCUCCGGCCAGCUUACUGAUGAGGAGCUCGAAUCUCUUCGCCAAAGUAACGAUGUCGAAUAUGUUGAGCAGGACUCUUCACUUUCGGCAUACGCAUUUGUCGAGCAGGCCUCGCCUCCGUGGGGAUUGGGUCGUAUCUCUACCCGCGACCGGAAGACUGGAAUUCCAUAUACUUAUGACUCCAGCGCAGGAGCUGGAACAUGCGCCUAUGUUAUUGACACAGGAAUCGAUGUCACCCACCCCGACUUCGAAGGACGAGCGGAGAUGGUCGCCAACUUUGUAGACAAUAUCAACACUGACGACGACGGCCACGGCACUCACGUUGCCGCCACCAUCGGCGGUGCCAAGUACGGCGUGGCAAAGAAGACCAGGCUUCUCGGUAUAAGAGUGCUCACCAAAGACGGCGAUGGCUCUUUGGCAGGUUUCAUCAAGGGCAUGGAUUUCGUCGCCGAGGACUCUGCCAAGCGAAACUGCACGAAAGGUGUGGUGUCCAACAUGUCCGUGGGCGGUGCUUUCUCGACCUCUAUCAAUGAGGCCGCGGCAAGCAUGGUGAAGAAGAACAUUUUCCUCGCCGUGGCCGCAGGAAACAGUAACACGGACGCCAAGGACUUCUCGCCUGCGUCGGAGCCUACCGUGUGCACUGUUGGUGCUGCAUCACCCUGGGAUGGACGAUGGCUCCAUUCAAACUAUGGCGCGGCUGUUGAUGUGUAUGCACCAGGCCAGAAUAUUCUCUCUGCGCUCCCAGGCGGCGCUGAGGGCGAGAAAUCCGGCACUUCAAUGGCGUCCCCUCACAUUGCAGGUCUUGCUGCGUAUCUUGCUGGUCUAGAAGGGUUCACAGACCCUCAAACCCUUUGCAAAAGGAUCGCAGAUUUGGCUACUGAAGGCAAACUUGGUGGGAUUCCUGAGGACACGCCUAAUAAGCUUGCGUUUAACGGAAAUCCUUCUGGGAAGUAA